Molecule: messenger RNA, 1497 nt
Organism: Parascedosporium putredinis
Lineage: Eukaryota; Fungi; Ascomycota; Sordariomycetes; Microascales; Microascaceae
Source: the annotation of a GenBank genome assembly
AUGGCCGGCCUCAUCCGCCAAUUAUUUCGCCAACCGGCGUGUCAGGUCACAAGGCGAUCGCUCACGAGGGCGAACCGACCUGUAGCCGGCGCAGGCGGGUCGGCGUGGUGCACCGCGACGAACCAGCGGCAACAUCUCAGCCCUUGCCGCCGGCACAUGUCCUCGCGGAGGACGCCGGCGUCGAUUGCGGCGGGCGGUAAAGGCAGCCAGGGGAACGACGGGCGGUGGCAGCAAAGGAGCGACUUGCUCCCCGCGGAUCGCAUGUCCGAGUUUGAAACGUUUCCGAUGGUGACGGCCAACGACUUGCGGUCGCACAAGCAGAGGCCGAGGCGGGUCAAGAUGCUGCUCCGAGAUUUUGUAGAGGACAGCUUGUAUAACCCGCACUACGGCUACUUUUCCAAGGAAGCCGUCAUCUUCAGCCCCGGCGAGCCUUUCAACUUCUCCGCCAUGCGCGACAACAUCGAGUUCUUCUCCGACCUCUCGCGGCGCUACACCGAGUUCGAGGACCAGCUCGACGAGGCCGAGGGCCCCAACCCGACCCGCCAGCUCUGGCACACCCCGACCGAGCUGUUCCGCCCUUACUACGGCGAGUCCAUUGCUCGCUACCUAGUCGCCAACUACCACCUCACUUCGUACCCCUACCACGACCUCAUCAUCUACGAGAUGGGCGCCGGCCGCGGCACCCUCAUGCUCAACAUCCUCGACUACAUCCGCGACAUGGACCCCCAAGUCUACGCCCGCACAAAGUACCGCGUCAUCGAAAUCUCGUCCAACCUCGCCCAGCUGCAGAAGAAGAACCUCGCCGGCGACCACGGCGACAAGGUGGAAAUCAUCAACAAGUCCAUCUUUGACUGGAACGAGAGCGUGCCGUCCCCCUGCUUCUUCCUCGCCAUGGAGGUCUGGGACAACUUCCCCCACGACGCCAUCCGCUACGACCUCGAGACAGAGACCCCGUUGCAGGCCGUCGUCCUCAUCGACUCGGAGGGCGAGUUUUACGAGUUCUACACCCCAGAGCUCGACCCCGUCGCCGCCCGCUUCUUCCGCGUGCGCGAUGCUGCCACCGGCGGCCGGUACCCCCGCCCCUACCCCUCUCAUCCCGCUCUCCGGAGGCUCCAGAAGCGUCUCCCCAUGGCGGGCAACCUCUCCGACCCAGAGUUCAUCCCCACGAGGCUCUUGCAGUUCUUUGACGUACUAGAGAGAUACUUCCCCGCCCACAGGCUCCUCUCCUCCGACUUCCACUCCCUUCCCCAGGCCAUCAAGGGCCUCAACGCUCCCGUCGUACAAACUCGAUUCGAGCGGAGGAUGAUUCCCGUCGGGACACCUUUGGUUCACCAGGGAUACUUUGACAUCUUGUUCCCCACCGACUUCCAAAUGAUGGAAUCCAUGUACCGUGCCAUCACCGGCAAGCUUACACGUGUUCUCUCUCACGAGGAGUACAUGCGCCGCUGGGCCUUUGUCGAGGACACCGAGACCCGCACCGGGGAAAACCCCUCCUGA